UGAUAGGCUUCCAAGUCAAGGCUGUGGACUGUAGUUUCACACAAACAAAAUUCACGUCGUGAACAGUCACUUUCGUUCUCAAGAUUUUGUGCACCAAGAAUUAUUUUUGUUUCUUGGUCCUGUUAGUUUAUGAAUAGUAUUAUUCUCUGAAGAAGAAAAAAUGGAGGCACAGUACAUAAUUAGACACCACAGGCACCACCCAAGAGCGCACCAAUGUUCUUCCUCUGUUGUCAAACACAUCAAAGCUCCUGUUGAUAUUGUUUGGUCAGCAGUUAGGAGAUUUGAUCAGCCUCAGAAGUAUAAACCCUUUGUUAGCAGAUGCAUCGUGCGAGAUGAUUUUAAGAUUGGGAGUGUUAGAGAGGUGAAUGUGAAGUCAGGACUUCCUGCCACGACGAGCACUGAGAUGCUGGAACUGCUUGAUGAUCAAGAGCACAUUCUUGGCAUCAAGAUUGUUGGUGGUGAUCACAGGCUAAAGAAUUACUCUUCAGUCAUUACUGUCCAUCCUGAGAUAAUUGAUGGGAUACCAGGAGCGAUGGUUAUCGAAUCAUUUGUGGUGGAUGUGCCUGAAGGUAAUACUCAAGACGAGACGUGCUACUUCGUGAAUGCUGUAAUAAACUGCAAUCUCAAAUCUUUGGCUGUUGUCUCGGAGAGAAUGGCACUGCAAGGUCGGUUCAAGGCCGUCGAUCAAUUCUGAGUUGUCUAUUUUAGAUUUUAAUCUAUUUGGAUAGACUGGUUGCGCAUAUUCUCUUUCUCGGCUUUUAAGCUAUAAGGGUUUGCCUUCUGCAAUUGCAUCAGAUACACCAGAAAAUAGAGGGUUUGCUUAUCCUCGCAAUUUUAGAUUUUAGUUAUGUCUGUAGGAUGAGUUAUCAUGCGAUGAUGCCUGUAUCUAAAUCUGUAAGAAAGUGUUGGUUUACUGCUCAUGUAUUAUAUAACCUGUGGGAAACUCAAUCAUAAUGGUACAAAGCCUUGUAAAUAGAGUGCAUAAUUUUUCCAAGGUUUGGGUAAACAAUUCCCAAUGCUCUCAUUACCUAGUCAAUCCUUGCUUCAAAAUGAUCUGAGGUUGCUGCUUUCUGAAUGGUUUUUAUGUUUUCGACUUCA
Molecule: messenger RNA, 1098 nt
Organism: Olea europaea var. sylvestris
Lineage: Eukaryota; Viridiplantae; Streptophyta; Magnoliopsida; Lamiales; Oleaceae
Product: abscisic acid receptor PYL9-like
Exons: 3
Coding region: 161-694 (177 amino acids)
Biological process (GO): abscisic acid-activated signaling pathway
Cellular component (GO): nucleus; cytoplasm
Molecular function (GO): signaling receptor activity; abscisic acid binding; protein phosphatase inhibitor activity
Source: RefSeq, a predicted model, not a curated record